Messenger RNA from Aegilops tauschii subsp. strangulata, 738 nucleotides. The record is from RefSeq and is a predicted model, not a curated record. Lineage: Eukaryota; Viridiplantae; Streptophyta; Magnoliopsida; Poales; Poaceae.
AUGUACCUGCUGGUUUAUGUUGAUGACAUUAUUCUUAUGAGCUCCUCAGUGACUGCCGCUGAUCGUCUGCUGUCUGCUCUGAGUGGUCAUUUUGUUGUCAAGGAUCUGGGUGCUCUCCAUUACUUCCUUGGUCUGGAGGUUUCACGGUCCCCUGCUGGCCCGACUCUCACUCGGCAUAAGUAUUCCUUGGACUUGCUACGACGUGCUGGUAUGUUGCAGUGCAAGCAUGCUAUCACCCCUAUGUCUGCGACUGGUCGGUUAUCAGCCUUGGAUGGUGCCUUGUUUCCUUCAGAUGAUGCUACAGAGUACCGAAGUAUUAUUGGUGGCUUGCAGUACUUGACAAUCACACGGCCGGACAUCUCCUUUGCGGUCAACCGCGUGUGCCAGUAUCUUCAUGCUCCAUGGACUUCACACUGGUCAGCUGUGAAGCGUAUACUGCAUUAUCUCUCUCAUACUGUCUCAUAUGGCUUGCAUCUUCGGUCUACCUCCUCGAGCGCUCUCUCGGCGUUCUCUGAUGCAGAUUGGGCUGGGAGCCUGGAUGACCGGCGAUCAACGGGGGGUCAUGUUGUCUUCUUUGGUCACAACUUGAUCGCCUGGAGUGCGCGCAAGCAGGCCACAAUAUCUCGGAGUAGCACUGAAGCAGAGUACAAGGCGGUUGCCAAUGCCACGGCUGAGCUCAUUUGGGUACAGUCUCUGUUGAGAGAGUUGGGAGUCUCUCAAGAACAGCCGGUUCUUUGA